Molecule: messenger RNA, 5384 nt
Organism: Cyprinus carpio (common carp)
Lineage: Eukaryota; Metazoa; Chordata; Actinopteri; Cypriniformes; Cyprinidae
Product: fibulin 2
Cellular component (GO): extracellular region
Molecular function (GO): calcium ion binding
Source: RefSeq, a predicted model, not a curated record
CAGCGCUCUCUAAGCUGCACUGUGCAGGCUUGAUAAGGCAAGUUAGUUGGCUGCAACUUCUAACCUAUGGACGCACGCAAGAACAUGACUCCAGCGAGGUUUCACUGAGUGCUUGCAGUUCACAAGAGGAGAGCUGACUGUUUGGGAUCUGGAGAGGUUGGACUGUACUGGAGAUAUUUAUCAGCAGGUACCAAGUAAAAAUGGCCCGUGGCCUCUUCAACUUGGUGUUUUUGCUAAGUAUAACCGGCUGCCUUUGUCAAAGGGAUUGCACCGGCGUGAAUUGCCCUGAAUUGCGCAAUUGCAUCGAAGAGGUUUUGGACACCGGAGAGUGUUGUGCUACCUGCAUGCAGACGGGCUGCAUGUGUGAGGGUUACCAGUAUUAUGACUGCGUCAGUGCUGGCUUCAGAACCGGCAAGGUUCCAGAAGGUGAGUCGUACUUUGUGGACUUUGGAAGUACUGAAUGCUCCUGUCCUCAAGGAGGUGGACGGAUCAGCUGCCAUUUUAUACCAUGCCCUGAGCUUCCGACUAACUGUAUAGCAUUGUCGGAACCGUCUGAUGGGUGCAUUCAGUGCGAGCGAGUUGGAUGCGUUCACGAGGAGCAGAAGUACGAAGCCGGACACUCAUUCCAAAUUGACCCUUGCCAAGUAUGCCACUGUCCAAAUGAAGGCGGAGACUUAAUGUGUUAUCCGGUUCCAAACUGCGACCCAAAUCGUGCUUCAAAACCCAUGCUAACCACAACAGCUGAGGACAGCACACCAGAGAGACGGUACCGAGACCCGAUACAACACAUUUUUAACCCUCAAGGCUCCAGAGGUCCCUUUAACAAACACUUUUCCUUACACAGCGACAGUAAUCGUACUUUUAAGCUAAGUAUGAGAAACGUAGAUGAGAAGGAAGAGAAUGAAGAAGACUAUGAUUAUUCACCCACUGAUUCAUUAGCUCCAUCUCUGCAUGAUUUUGCUGCUCCCACAGAGUCAUCCAUCAUCUCUGUAUCUCGUUCAGAUAAUUUUACCCCCCACCAGGGUGUGCACAGGGGAGCCAAGCAAGAACUGAGAGAGAUGUUUGGUAUUCGUAAGUCCACAACAGACAGGCCGCAGUUUCCUUUCCAUAAGGACAUUACUGACAGGAUGAGAGUCGGCAUUCAUAACGACAAACCAAAAAACGAGCUAUUCAGCCCUCUGAAAUAUAAAACAGACCAGGAACGAUUCAUCCUUCCUGUGGAAACUACAAACAGAGUUGGAUUCGACACUCAUAAAGAUACCUCAGAGAUCCAGAGCUUUAGUCUUUAUAAAGACGACUCCAAUCAAGAGGUCCUAACAGAUGAUGAACAGCUUGAAUUUCCUUCUGAAACUACUGAUGGGGAUACAUAUACCUCACAGGAACACACCACAUAUAGUGAAAUGGUUACUGACUCUCCGAUGGCUGUUGAGCAAACUACAUCUCUGUUUCGGGAAACCACAACUUCAUCGCAGACUGUUUUGGAUGGUGUAUCCGAGAGUCAAAUUCAUUCACUUCACAUUAACCCCAAUACUUUGGAAACAGAUGGCUCCAAACAAGAAGAAACUAUAUCAAGAGAGUCUAGUAAGGAAAAAACAGCUGUUUUGAAUGAAACUACAACUAGCAUUGAUGGCAUUCAGUAUGAACAUAUCCUAAGCAGUCCAAGUCCUGUUCAGCAAAGUGUGACCAUCCCUACCAAAACUUUGACAGAACAUGGAAAAUCAGAAGCAGAACUUGAAGAGGAACACAAAAGGCUCUCAGUGGACCACAGAGAACCUUCUGUACACCACAAACAACAUCUUGUUGAACACGUAAAACCCCUUGGGCACCAAAAACCCGAAGCAGAACAUGUGCAGACCCUAGGAGAACACAACACAGAGUUUGAGGGAAAACAUCAGUGGCAGUUGUUCUCUCCAGUUGAGUUCAGUCCAACCAGCCCAACUUCAAACAAACAGUCCCACAGUCUGUUUAACUUCAGAGAGGAGGAGGAAGAGGCAGAGAACACCCUCAGAACACAUUCUAGGUUGGAGAAGGGAUUGGUGGAGAGCUGUUGUGUGGCCGGGCAGAAAUGGGCAGAGGAGAACCAGCCCUGUAACCAUAUGCCUGUCAAAACAGAAGACCUCAACUCUGUGUGUGGGUAAGUUGUCCAGAAGCAGUGCUGUUCAGGUGCUCUGAGAGGCAUCAGGUGUCAGGCUGGCAUGAAUGCAGCAAGGGCCGGACAUGCCUGUGAGGGAAACAGCCCACUCUGUGGGGAAGAUUCCCAAAUGGAUUGCUGUAACUGCUGUGCGCUGGGUCUGCGUUUGCGAAGGGAAGGUAAAGGUUGCGAAGUGCAUCAGCACCUGAUACCCUGUGGACACGUCUUCCUCACCUGCUGCGAGGAGGGAGAGGAAGGUCUUGCUCCACCUACGAUCAAGAAAAAACAGAGGCCUCAACCGACCGUUCUUCCUAAGAGAGUAUCGGAAAGUCAGUUUCCGAAGCAAGCGUUGUCGGUUGGGGAUUUGGAUCCAGCAGCUAAUUCACUGGAGGAUUUGGAGCAUGAUGACAGGUGCCAGAGAUUCGCACCACUCUGCCAUCACACCUGCAUCAACACUCGUGACUCCUACCUGUGCGCCUGCCACCCUGGAUACACACUCCUGCAGGACGGCCGCACCUGUGAGCCAGAGAACAAGGAGGAAGACAACAGAGUUAGUGAGGAAGACAGGCUGAUAACUGUACCUCCAGCAAGACAAGAAACUACUACUCAAACCCUGGUCUUACGUAACCCAUGUGCUGGUAAUGGGCCUUGCUCUCAGCAGUGUUCUGUGGUUAGAGGAUUGGCCCAAUGUUCCUGUUUCCCAGGAUUCUCUCUGAUGGCUGAUGGACACACUUGUGAAGAUGUGAAUGAAUGCACGAGCGGCAGACACAAUUGCUCUCGGGACGAGGUGUGUGUAAACCGGGAGGGCUCCUACCAGUGUGUGCAGCUUAAUGAGAUGUGCGAUGAGGGCUUUAUUCUCAACCAGAAUAGAGAUUUUGUGGAUGUGAACGAGUGUGUGACGAACACGCACACCUGCCAGGCCAACGAGCGCUGCGUGAACACGGUAGGAGGGUUUGUGUGCGAGAGGCAGAUCUUAUGUUCGAGCGGUUACCAGCUGAGUAAUGGAGUAUGUGAAGACAUCGAUGAGUGUGUUAUGCGAACCCAUAACUGCGGGAUGGGCUUCCAGUGCCAGAAUACUGAUGGCUCGUUCACAUGUAACCUGAAGCAGCGCUGCCUCACAGGCUUCACUCAGGACUCACAUGGCAACUGCAUUGAUAUCGAUGAAUGCAGCAGUGUGAGUGAACCAUGUUCCACCGGCUUUAACUGCAUAAAUACUGUGGGCUCUUACACCUGUCAGCGCAAGAUUAUCAUGUGCAGUCGUGGUUACCAUUCCAGCCCUGAUGGAGCAAGAUGUAUUGAUGUCGAUGAAUGUCAGAUGGGCACCCACCGCUGUGGAGAGGGCCAAAUCUGUCACAACCUGCCCGGCAGCUACCGCUGUGACUGCCAAACCGGCUACCAGUACGACGCCAUUCGCCAGCUCUGUGUUGAUGUAAAUGAGUGUUGGCGGUACCCGGGCCGCCUGUGUGCCCAGACCUGUGAUAACACGCCGGGCUCCUACCAGUGCUCCUGCACCACUGGCUUCUCCCUGGCCUUUGAUGGCAAGAACUGUGAAGAUGUUAAUGAAUGUGACAACAAUCCCUGCGGUCAGGAGUGUGCAAACAUUUAUGGCUCUUACCAGUGUUAUUGCCGAAUGGGCUACUACCUGAAAGAAGACGGGCAUACGUGUGAAGAUAUCGACGAGUGCUCACAGAGCAUUGGAAACCUCUGUGCAUUCCAGUGUGUGAAUGUCCCAGGUAGCUACAAAUGUGCCUGUCCUCCACAUGGUUACUCUAUGUCACCUAAUGGACGCACCUGUCAAGAUAUUGAUGAAUGUGCCAUUGGAUCGCACAACUGCUCUGCUUCCCAGACCUGCUUCAACAUCCAAGGAGGCUUCCGUUGCUUGUCAUUUGCAUGUCCAGACAACUACAGGAGAGUGUCGGACACACGCUGCGAGCGAGUAAGUUGCCCCAACUUUCAACAAUGCCAGACCAUGCCAUUACGGAUCACGUACUACCAACUGAGCUUCCAGACCAACAUCGUCAUCCCAGCUCAGAUCUUCCGCAUCGGACCCUCGCCCGCCUACUCAGGUGACAACAUCAUCAUCAGCAUCCCGCGCGGAAACGAGGAAGGCUACUUCAGCACACGGAAGCUCAACAGCUUCACAGGCGCCGUGUACCUGCACCGGCAGGUGCGGGAGCCACGGGACUUCCUCAUCGACGUGGAGAUGAAGCUGCUGCGUCAAGGAACUUUCACAACUUUCCUGGCCCGCAUCUACGUGUUCAUCACAGCAAACUCCAUGUGAUAUUACUCUUGUCUAACGACGCCUUUGAUUCCGCAUGGUGCUAAACUCUUCAAGCUUUUGCCUUGAAGUUGUUUGUCAUCUGGCAGAUCUUAGAGGCUUCUGUUUGCCUAACGGAUUUUGCUCAGAGAUACUUUGAUGGGACUCUCCCACUGGGAUCCAACCGCUUGUUUUUAGUAGAGAGAGAACAAACAGGAUGGAGUACAGAGACUGACAGAAACAUUUGGCUUUUAAAAGUCGUAGUUUUUUCUUCUUCAAAGUAUUGAAAGUACUCUACACCCGAUGCUAUUUAUACUGUACCAAUUUAUCUCGAUUGCCUGAAACUGCUUUUUAUAGCACUUCAUUACUUUUCUAACAACACUAUGUUUCUCCUCGGGGGUUGGCAUAGUAGAGCUGAGGUAGAGUUACACAUUUGUAAUGGCUGUCACAAUUCCUCCAUAGGCCAUGAUAAUUCACAUGAGUACCUCAGAUCACACCAGCCUGCGGAAGACAACAUUGUGUGAUCAUGUCUGUAAUCAUUGCGUUAACCACUUGCGAUUAAAAAGGUGUAUGAUUGUUAUGUUUCUUUCAAAUGCAUUCGGUUUGUAGCUCUUGGUGCUAAUAUACGUUUUGGAAAUGUUUGACACGCACGUGAAGAGUGUGUGAGCUCCAAAGCAGCACUGAGAACGUUUUCAUUGUUAUACUUCUUUUCAUAUGUCUGUACUUAGUAAUACUGGACCUGUUUUGAUGUAUUACUGUCUUGAAAAUCCAUCUCAGGGUAAAAGCAUAAAAAUCAUCUCGAUAUACUCUCACGCACAGCAUAUCUGAAAUCAUAACACAAUUCUACUCAUUACUGAGAAACAUAUUAUGUAUCAACAUAAAAGCGUUUCAUACUCAUUAAAUUCACGGAAGAACCAAACGCAUUAGUAUAAUAAUGCAGUACAUAUUAUCUGCCUUACUGGAUUCAAUUCUUCAAUAAAGCAUCAUUAAUCGUUU